GAAACCAGGCUAGGCUUACCUUCUUUGACCGACUUCCUUUUAUAAAAUAUAUUUUAAUUUUAAUAUAUUCUUAUAAUGUUUUCUGGAUGUGUAAAUGAAGAACACACAUAUAUAUAUAUACACACCUAUAUAACAUACCCUUUAUUUAUAGCAGUUUACCUUGUUCACAAUUCCAAAGGCAAUUCAAAGUCUAUCUUUGAAUGCAUCAAACUCGUGCCUUUGAACCGCGAAAGAAAACAUAGAAAAUAGAAUAAAACACCAAAAGUUGAACCUCUAUUCACUUCACAACCAACUAGUGCCCGACUUUAUUUUCUACGAGAGAAUUCAACGACUUCCCUUUUUCCAUUUUUAACACGUAUCGAAAGUUUUCUCCGAAAGGACAUAUUUUGUUACCUUAGGAGAGGUGUAUAUAUAAGUAAGACGAACCAGGUGGACUAAUCAUCCUGUACUUUGAUUGGUUUUGAAUCCUUUUAAAGCCAAUACCCUAUACCUUAUUUGAAAGACAAAGCAACAAAUUGAAGCUGAAAGAUACCCUUUAAAACUGAAUCCUCUUGGCGGGUCUGAUUAGUCUACAUAUGGGGCUAUCCCUCUCCAUACUGGUUUCAGCCUGGAAAGAAAUUGUAGAACGUAGUCACUCUGGUAUUUUACACAACAUAAGCUGUUUCUCUCCCAAAGCUGUUGCUUUCACAUAUAGAACACAGAGCUUUAAGAAAAGAGAAUCAGAAACCAUGACCGUCGUCCCAAAUGGUUCUAAUAAGACCAGCAGUGACAGGUCCAGUCGUUUGCAGCAUUACAAGCCGGAGAAAGUCAUUCUCGAGACUAAUCUUUCAUUCAAAAGUAGUCUUGUUCAAGACCCAAUAGAGAGUUUGACUUUUAAUGGCAAAAACCAAAUAAAACACAAACCAAUCCCCGCACUUACUUUGCCUGAGCCGGCUAUUAUGUUCUCACCUAGACCGGUCAGCGAGCUUGAUGCAGCUGCUGUUAAGCUCCAAAAAGUAUACAAAAGUUACCGAACUCGAAGAAACCUUGCCGAUUGCGCCGUUGUCGUUGAGGAGCUUUGGUGGAAAGCAUUAGACUUUGCAUCUCUGAAGCGAAGUUCUGUGUCAUUUUUUAAUGUUGAGAAGCAGGAAACUGUUGCCCAACGAUGGGCAAGGGCUAGGACCAGAGCAGCAAAGGUGGGAAAAGGUCUGUCCAAAGAUGAAAAGGCACAAAAGUUGGCCCUACAACAUUGGCUUGAAGCUAUUGAUCCACGCCACCGGUACGGACACAAUUUGCACGUGUAUUAUGACCUCUGGUUUGAAAGUGAGAGUACUCAACCAUUCUUCUAUUGGCUGGAUAUUGGAGAUGGCAAAGAGAUAAACCUCGAGAAAAUCCCAAGAACUGUUCUCCACCGCCAAUGCAUCACAUAUCUUGGACCUAAAGAAAGAGAAGGAUACGAAGUAAUAGUGGAAUAUGGGAAACUUGUAUAUAGGCAAAGUGGGAGCCCAGUGAACACAGUUGAGGGUUCCAAAUGGAUUUUUGUGCUCAGCACAACAAGGUCUCUCUAUGUUGGUCAGAAGAAAAAAGGCACAUUUCAACACUCGAGUUUCCUAUCCGGAGGUGCCACCACUGCCGCUGGAAGAUUAGUAGCCCAUGAUGGUGUUCUUGAGGCUAUUUGGCCAUACAGUGGUCACUAUCAUCCAACAGAGGAGAACUUCAAAGAAUUCAUUAGCUUCCUUGAGGAGAAUCAUGUGGAUCUCUCAAAUGUCAAGAGGUGUGCCAUUGAUGACGACUAUUAUUCAUCCACUGGCUCCAACGUGUUAACAAUAUCAGGUCCAACAUCUCCUAAGCAAUCAGACGGUGUUAAGACAGCUGAUGUGGCUGAUGUUGCGAAGGAGAAUACCAUCACAGCCGUUAAACAUGAAGAGAAAAAGAAGGUCGAGGGUGGUAAAGCUAAGCCACCAUUGUUUGACUUGGGCCAGCGUCUUUCUUGUAAAUGGAGUACUGGAACAGGGCCCAGAAUUGGGUGCGUCCGGGACUACCCAACUGAGCUACAAUCAAGAGCCCUCGAACAAGUCAACCUAUCACCUCGAGUGGCUCCUGGACAAUGUUUCAGUUACGGCCCAAUUCCUUCUCCAAGGCCCAGCCCAAAGAUUCGUCUGUCUCCCAGGCUUGCAUAUAUGGGCCUCCCCAGUCCAAGAAACCCAGUUGUUGCCUCUAACUAAGCCCAUAUUGACCCAAGGGCUUGUUCGUCAUUAUAUGGCUCAUUAAUCACUCUGCUCAACCUUCUUCGUCAUAAUAAAUGGUCAAAAAAUGGAAGGGAGGAGCUAACUUUUUUUUUUCUUCUACCCUUUUGAUUCUUGUUUACAAUAUUCCACCAGCCUCUUUUUUACUCAAUUGUACGAGAGUCUCUCUCAUUUUUUUCACACCCAUUUUUUUGGGGUAGUGUUUAUUAAUUUAUUUAUUUAUUUAUUUUGUAAUCUGAAAAGUUAACGUGACAUUUAUAAAUAAUGAAUUGACUUCAAAUAGUUAAUUGAAGUUAAGUUUAUGAGGGUAA
This is a messenger RNA of Humulus lupulus (European hop), 2536 nucleotides long. RefSeq names its product IQ domain-containing protein IQM1-like. The record is from RefSeq and is a predicted model, not a curated record. Bases 576 to 2204 code for a protein of 542 amino acids. The transcript has 9 exons. NCBI's taxonomy places the organism in Eukaryota, Viridiplantae, Streptophyta, Magnoliopsida, Rosales, Cannabaceae.